AUGGGGUCCGACAACGAGACGCUGUACAAUCUGAUGAUCGACUUGUUCUCUGCAACGCACCGCGAGGGUGCACUGGCGGAGUUGAGCCGGAGGCGCGACCACAACCCGGACCUGGGCGUUGCGCUGUGGAAUGCGUACGGUGUGAUGACCAUCCUGUACCAGGAGAUUAUUGUUAUUUACCCGCUGCUCAACCCGCCGGCGCUGACCAUGGCUGUGUCGAACCGCGCAUGUAACUCGCUGGCGCUGCUGCAGCUGGUGGCCACGCACGAGCAGACGCGCAUGCAGCUUCUCAAGGCGAACGUCCCGCAGCUGCUGUACCCGUUCCUGAGCACCACGAGCCGCAACAAGCAGUACGACAAUCUGCGUCUGACCAGCCUGGGCGUCAUUGGCGCCCUGGUCAAGUACGACAACCACGAGGUGAUCAGCUUCUUUGUGGCCACCGAGUUCCUGCCGCUGUGCCUCAAAAUCAUGGACAUUGGCAGCGAGCUGUGCAAGGUCGUGGCCACCUUUAUCUUCCAGAAAAUCAUCCUCGACGAGGGUGGCUUCCAGUAUGUCACAUCGCACCCGAAGCGGCUGCGCACGGUCCUGGUUAUCCUCGACAAUGUCAUCGGCCAGAUGGUGACUGCGCCAUCCGGCCGCCUGCUCAAGAGCGUGACCAAGUGCCUGAUCCGGCUUGCUGAUAACCCGAAGGCCAAGGAGGAGCUGCAGGCCAACCUGUCCGAGCACCUGAGGAACUCGACCUUUGCGCAGGUGCUGGCGGAGGACGUUGCAUACAGACGCCUGAUCUUCCAGCUGAUGGCCAAGCUGGCCUAG
Messenger RNA from Linderina pennispora, 813 nucleotides. Its product is annotated as Rcd1-like protein. The coding region runs from base 1 to 813 and encodes 270 amino acids. The transcript has a single exon. Gene Ontology annotation, cellular component: CCR4-NOT core complex; P-body; CCR4-NOT complex. Lineage: Eukaryota; Fungi; Kickxellomycota; Kickxellomycetes; Kickxellales; Kickxellaceae. Gene Ontology annotation, biological process: mRNA catabolic process; negative regulation of translation. The record is from RefSeq and is a predicted model, not a curated record.